Molecule: messenger RNA, 5439 nt
Organism: Schistosoma spindalis
Lineage: Eukaryota; Metazoa; Platyhelminthes; Trematoda; Strigeidida; Schistosomatidae
Source: the annotation of a GenBank genome assembly
AUGAAACAAGAAGAUCGAGGAAAUACAAAAUCCAAUACUAAUCAAGUAUCAGCCCAUGGUCGGAAGCAGAAAGCAUCAAGUAGUAGAUCUAGCCGAAGUCGAAAAUCUAAAGACCGUGCAUCUAAAAGGAAGUCACAUACAAAAGUUAACGAAUCUUCUCAACCGGCAGAUACUUCUUCUUUGAAACGUAAGAAAAAUGAACGUUCCAAAACCGUACCUGAAAAGACUCGUAGUAGUGGUCGUUGUACACGUUCUUCAACUUCUGCUGCAGUUGCCAAAUCUACACCAAAAGCCAAAGUAUCCAACGCAUCAACAAAAGAAACUUAUUCUUACUCUGAUAUGUUUCUCGCGGAUGAUGAUGAACACGAUUCGGAUGAAAACGUUGAUGUUGGGGAUGAAGACAGUGAAUAUGCUCCAUCUGAUGAAGAAACUCUUAAUAAAUUGUCAAAAAUAUCAAAAUCUCGUAAGGGGGUUUCUUCACGCACACGCCGAAGUUCAAAGGCCCAGUUGACAGUCAGUAGUGAUGUGGAAGAAGGUGGAUCCACUGACGAAGACGAAGCUGGAGAGUCCGAAUCAGAAGAGGAAGAUGAGGAUGAUGAAGAACUGGGAGAUUCCAUUUUAAUGGAUCAUUCUGGUGUUAACGGUGGUAUGCCAAUACAGUUAUUUGAAGAUGAAAGCAAUCAUAUACAAAGAGAUAUUUAUGAUUUCGAUGCACAAAGUAUUAUUUCAGAUAAACGUGUUACUUCAUUAAAGAAAAAGAUACCAACAAAUGCUGUCAGUCGUGGUAUGAAUGUAACGUCAGCUAGUCGGUCAACACGUAGGACAGCUUCUGGAAAAGGAACUAGUUGGGGAUCGAAUAUUUAUAGUGCUCUUGCAGCUGCUCUUAAAACACGCGCAGAUUUAGAUGCUUAUUCAAGUUUCUUGAAAUCAAAUGUUUUAAAUGCUAGUUUCGAUAAAUUUUUAGCGGAAAUCUGUAAACCUAGUAAUCAACAUGCUAAUUUAUUUUAUGGUGCAUCUGCUAGUUUACAAAGUCUCAUGAGUCGUAUUAAUGAUCAUGAUAAAGUAGUUGAACUAUUACAUGCAUUUGUCGCACGUCCAUACGACCAAUUACAACAUCGUAUUGUUUAUUUAAUACCUAUAAUUCAUCAACCAUUGUUUGGUGUUGCUCAUAUGACACCAAUAAGUCAACAUCUUGAAACACUUAGUAAAGAUAUUGAUGAAGAACUAAUUAUUAAACCAGCUUAUAUUCUUAAUCAAGAAACAAAUUUACUAGCGAUUCGUAGUUCUGUUGCAAGUGAUUUCGGUGUAUCAAAUACACAAUAUAAUUUUAUUACUGGUGCUGGUAAUCUUGGAAGAUACAUGCCAGAUAUUCAUCAAUUAAUUGUUCCAUCUGAUUUGUAUCAAAGAUUAACUGAACUAGUCGCACUGCCUCCAGAGCGAAUUUAUGAAUUGGCUCUUGCCAGAGUACAUCAACAAGACGAGGAAGCUGAUAUAGAUAUUAGUCCACUUGAACCACCGAAUUUACAAAGAAUUGUUUUAGCUAUUAAUAAAGAAGGUCAGUUGAUUGGGAUAGCAAUUUUAGACACAUGGAAUAGUACUGAAAUUCCACAUAGCAGACCAAAAGCUCCUAUCGAUCUAAUUAAUAUAACUUCAUUAUCGGACAAAACUAGUUCAGUAGAUCAAAAUGGUACUGAAGAAACUAAUCGUCAAACUAGGGAGGAACAAGUUCGUGAAGUGUUAGAUAACAUUAUUGACUGGGUUGUUUUAAAAUCUGAUCCUAAAGAUUAUAGUUCAUUGGCAAAACGUGGAAACAAACAAGAGUCUUCUCCACUUGGACCAGUACGUUUUAUAGAUGCAUUUAUUGUUAAACCAAAUGGACGUCGAGAUACUUUACUUUUAGUUGCGCAUCCUGUUAGUUGUCAUCCAUCUGAAAAUGCUGUUGAAAACGAUAAUUUCUUUGUUUAUUCUGUUGUUGAUGAAUCAAAGUUUUGUCUAGAAAAACAUGGAUUUAUGCCAGAAUUAUCUAUAGCACUUGAUGGUGUACAUACAGUUGAUCCAGAAGAUAUACUUGAAGAUAAAUCUUUGUUAGUAGUUCCUGAUCUUUUAUUUGAUACUUUACGGAAAGUUAUGCUACGUGAAUUGGCCAGUUCUAGUAGUACAGCUGCUGCUGCUGCAGCUGUUGUUGCUUCAUCGAGACCAGAUACUACAACUCUCCCAUUGACAUCAACUGGUCCUGCAGCUGUAAUUCAUUGUACAAAAUUUGUCAUACUCGAUCGCCAAAGGCGUGUUCCACUUGCAAUUGCAUUUGAUUCACCUGUUCGCCUUACUCUUCAGGUAGCAGAUGAUAAACUUGGUUUACAUCCUCACGGUGAAGCUGCUUCUGUCAAUUUCGACCAAAUCACUCCUUCAGAGUUAAAGUCAUAUGAGUCUUCAUUUAAGCCAACUUCUGCUGAAUAUCGUUUAGUUGCUAUAAACGGUUUGUUGUAUGGUUUACAAAUCGAUGAUCAACGUGUUAUUCGCCGUAUUAUUGAGAUUGUUCCCGCUCGCUAUGAUUCCAUAUAUCCUCAUACAGGAAAUCCAUCACUUUGUGCACAAUCUAUUUCUGCAGCUCACAAGUCUUGUCCGUCUAACGUUCGGAUAGUGAAUGAUGAGACUAACAGUUCAACUGUUUUACCAGCAUUUUAUUAUCCUCAUUAUGAACAAACCAAAUUAUGUAGUGUUGUUUCCGGUUUCACUGAUCAUUUGUGCAGUUUGUUUUUCGAAUUGCCUGUCUUAGUCAGUUUAUACGAUGUUGUUUUGCGUAUGGCGCAAAAAUAUAUGCCAGAGAUUUUAGCUAGACAGCAUAUUGAGGCAGCAGAGGCUGCAGCUUAUGCUGAAGCUGCCGCAAAUCCUCAUGCACCUCCGCCGUCACCAGUUCCUCUUCCUGAACAUUGGGGUGUUUGUUGUUUGUGUGCUAAAGAACUGCGUUCACCAAACGGUUUGUUGGAUCAUGAAAUGAGACAUUUAGGCCUCUCUAGGUUCCGUUGUGGAGUUCAUAAUGUUUCGUUCCUUGAUCGGCGAUCAUGGCAAGUUCAUAUGAAUGAACAUCAUGCAUGCCCACGUUCAGGUCCUUUAUCUGUUCUUUUACGUCCGAAUCCAGUUAAUCAAAAUGAUUCGGGAAGUGACCAAGAAGAAGAAGAUGAUGAAUUAGUUGAACAGGACACUGUCCCAGGUAGUGGUUUACUCGCUGGACUUGCAAACGUAUUCAACACAAAUCUUUUAAUUGGUCGAAUGGAAGCUCCACAAUGCGAAAAAUGUAGUGAUUAUUUCCCAUCAGCAGAAGUUCUUGCACAACAUUUAGACUUUUGUGAUGGUGUUAGCUUCUCUCUUCGUACUCCUUUAUCUCGAAUCGGCAGUGGUGUUCCAAAGCCUAUCUUAGCAGAUGAUUCAUACACUAGGUCUGGUGAUGAUGCAACUGUAGAAGCUUCUGGUCCAAAUGCUGAUGAAGUGACAUCAGACUCCAAAGAUGAUGCAUGUGUUUGCGGUAUCUGUGGAACCCAAGUCAAUUCACGUGAUAAAAUACUUCGACACUUCACUGUUUAUCACCUUCAAUGCAUUUUGUGUAAUAACAUCCUUCGGUCAAUGGAAGAAUUGUCUGAUCAUUAUCAUACGCACAUAAAAACAGAUGCACCAAAUGCUUUGGAAGAAUUCGAGAAUGAGGAAGCUGAACUAUUGAAAAGUGAUCCAGAUAAAGAAAUAAACCUCAAGGAUGGUAUCAAUAAAAAGUCAGCAAAUAAACUGAUGACAUGUGACAUUUGUACAGAGUUUUAUGGAACGAAGUUUAACUAUUAUUUUCAUCAAUGGGCAGAACACGGAGUAGUACAUCCAGGUGACGGAGUGUCGGAAAAUAUGCUUCAAAUGCUCACCCAAACACGACAUCUUCGACAACGUGUCGAUAAAGAAGAUCUUUCUUCUCUCGGUAUUCGUAAAAUGAAAUGUAAACUAUGCGGAUUUGUUGUUCGUUGCAGUGGAAAAGAUUACGUACAACAUCUUAGUGAAAAACACAAUAUCAAUACCACUCUUGAGGAUAUUUGUCGUAUUUGCGCUGAUGUUUUUGAGACUCCAGAGGAUCUUUCUGCUCAUCUUGGUGAAAUACAUUUUCCCACCGGAGAAUUCGCCAAUGCCGGUGUUCAGACAAUAUUUCGUUGUACACAUUGUGAAUUUUGGGGUUUCAACAAAGGCUUGUUAAGACAUUCUCGUGAAGUACAUGAUGAUCCUUGCCCGUCUAUAUAUGAAUGUAUCCAUUGUUACGAGAGAUUCACUGAUAAAAGAGUAUGGCGUGCUCAUAUGGAUAAACAUAAUGAAGGUUAUUCACACAGAUGCAUGGAAUGUGGACGGGCAUUUCGGCUAAGACCUUCUCUCCUUCAUCAUAUGCGUUGUCAUCAUGGGGAUGAUCAAGGGCCAGCAACUUGCGAAUAUUGUGGCUUGAUUUAUCCUAAACGAUCGUCGUUAAGAUAUCAUAUCUUCCGUAUGCAUAAUCAGGAACUAGCUCAUGAAUGUUUCAUGUGUCAACGACGUUUCCGUUUAGAAACAGAACUUCGACGUCAUGUAAAAGAAAUGCACAGUGGAGCUGUCAAAUGUGAAAUAUGUCAUAAAGUAUGCGCUAACCUGAGAUGUUAUGCUCAACAUAGACAAAAACACUUUCGUACUCGUAUUUAUCAAUGUACUGAUUGUCAAACAACAUUCAAGAGUAAAUUGGCUAUGAAACGUCAUAUUCGAGUAGAACAUUUACAACUAGGUCCUGAAAAGUUCGAAUGUCAAAUAUGUGGAAAGAUUGUUACACAAAUUGGCAUGCAUAUGUUAAUACAUAAAGAAGCACGUUUUGAAUGUGAAUAUUGCAAUAAACGAUUUACCAAAGCUGCCUAUUACAAUGAACAUCUUCGAAUACAUCGUGGUGAACAACCAUUUGAAUGUCAUAUAUGCAGAAAACGAUUCAAUAAAAAAUCAAAUCUAAAUGUUCAUUUGAAAUUUCAUGAGAAACAUCGUGAUGAAGAAGGAAAUUAUCUUGAAUUGAAACCACGUGGUCGUAUUAGUACAAUGUUUGGUGAUGCAUUAAUGAGUCCAAGUGAUAGAGCAGCACGACAAGCUGCUGCUGCUAGAUCAAUGAAUCCAAUAAUUUAUGUACCAAAAGUUGAUGUAGCUGUUGGAAGUGAUUUUCCUGGUGCUUUCAAUUGUACUGGACCAGCUGGUGCAGCAGCUGAAGCUGCUUCACGUGUUGUUGAAUUAUACGGUCUUGAUAAUAAUAAUAACAAUAAUAGUAAUGAUCAUCAUCAUCAUAAUAAUAACAAUAUUAUCAAUAUGAAUCAUACAAAUUCUAAUAAUUUUAUUCCAGAAUCAAUUAAUUUCGAUGAUGAUUUAUGUAAUAUGGAACCUUCAGUUAAAAAACAACGUUUAACGUAA